Drepanopeziza brunnea f. sp. 'multigermtubi' MB_m1 is the source of this 900-nucleotide messenger RNA. The record is from RefSeq and is a predicted model, not a curated record. Lineage: Eukaryota; Fungi; Ascomycota; Leotiomycetes; Helotiales; Drepanopezizaceae.
AUGGCCCAGCAAUCCGUAUUUCCCAUGGGAGCCUGCUGCUCUGCCCCGGCCGGAUCCUCGGAACCCCCACAGCGACCGAAUGAUCCCAAUUCCUCCUCCCAUGCCAUAAACACCACGCAACCUGUCAAUGCCUCACAUGGCAUGCUGGCUACUCGAUCGUCGACGAAUGCCUCGAAUCACAGCCCGCCCACAGCCACGUGCCAUGAUCAUGGAUCUGGUCGUCAUGCCAAUGGUCUGAAACCGCUCGUCUGGGAGAGCAAGAACCGUACAUGGACUCGAAGCCAAAUUGACGAGGAACGCAUUGCUUUCUUCGAUACCCGGGUUACUGGUAAAGACCAAUUAUGGCAGGUACUACGGGCAGCUCUCGAAAUACUGUGGAGUGAGGGAGGCCCAGAGGAUACAGACGGAGGGCUGGCGACCGCAUCAUCCAUGUUGGACGCGGCUGGAUUCGUUCACACCAAUGGCCAGCUGAGCCCAGUAGUUUGGGAUUUCAACGGCGAACGUUAUGAAAUCCCUCCGGAAAUCGUAUCCUAUCCAACUAAUCUUGUAGAUGAGAGCGGAGACAUCACCGACGAGAGCGAAGAUGAACUUCGGCAAGAGAAGGGUAAGGCGGUGCUCGAUCCCAAUGAUGAGAUCAAAGUCAAUGUGAAGCUCAGUAAUCGUGGCGAGGUACCACUCAUGAUCACCAUUCUCAAGCAAGAUCCCGUGCGACUGGUGACCAAGACAAUACUCGAGAAAGCACAACUUCCUCCGACAACGAAUCUCAAGAUCAUCUACCUGGGCAGGCAUUUGAAGGAUGAGAAGAAGACGCUGAUGGCUCACGGGUGGAACGGAACGUACCCUCUUCAGGCGAUGAUCGUGGGCUCUAUCCCGGCCGCGCCCGAGGAGAUCGGAGCUUGA